AUGAGGACACAUUUUGACGAGCUAAAGGUGAUAAUUCAGCAAAACAAGCCAAAACUGGUGAUUUUGACAGAAACACACUUGACUUCACAACAUGAUCUUGACGAGUACGAGAUUCAGAACUAUAGGAGAAGCGUGUGUUUGUCCAGGUCAGCCCACACGGGAGGGGUUCUAAUAUACGUGGAUGAUCGUGUUGACUUCGAGACAAUUUCCGACUUUGUAGCUGGUGACAAUUGGUUCCUGGCAAUUGACGUCAAAAGCCCAACUCUGAAUGGAAUCUACGGAGGAGUAUAUCACUCACCGAGCAGCAGUGACACUAGUUUUAUCGGAAGUCUGGAAACAUGGCUCAGGAGCGUCUUUGUAGAAGAUAGGACGAACAUUUUCGCUGGGGAUUUCAACAUAAGAUGGAACGAGCCCGGUUACUCGCGUGAGCUGAGAAACGUUACGGAGGCUUUGGGGAUGAAGCAGUUAGUGUCUGAACCUACCCGUGUUGGUCCUAGCAGCAGCACAAUGAUAGAUCUCGUGUUUACAAAUAUGGUGGGUGGAGAUGCACGUGUUGUAGAGGAGCUGAAAAUUUCCGAUCAUGAAACAAUUGGAAUCAACCCCGGGAAAAGCAGCGUGCAUCUUUCCGAACGCAGCAAGACCCGGAUUAGUUGGAGGCGGUACUCUAAGGAGAAACUGCAGGAGAUUCUCCUUUCGAACCGAAGUCGAGCGGAUCCAAUGGCGUCAGUAAACGAAGCCGGAGAGAAAUUUGACGCAGAAAUUGUGGCAGCCGUUGGAAGUCUCGUCGAUGUCCGCUUCGAUGAGCGUUCAGACCCACAUGACUGGUACGGGGAUCAGCUUUCAACACUCAAAACUUUGAGAGACGAUGCCUAUCGGAAGUUUAAGAGCACCAAGUUGAACUCGUCAAUCAACAACGAAAUAAGGAGCUGCGGCGGCGAUUCAAAGAAGCUGUGGAGGUGUUUAAAAUCGCUUAUCCAGCCUGGAGGACAGCCGCCAACUGAGAUAGUGUUUGGAGGACCACGAGGAGAUGCUGAGACGGCGACGCUUCUGAACGAGUUCUUUGUACAGAGUGUGGAGGAGAUACAUGGAAAGAUUCCACCAACGGCAUUUACGCCGCCGACGACAGGAGGGACGGAACACAAAGAGUUGUUGAGUAACUUUGAACCGAUCACAAUGAACAAACUGAAGGAAACGAAUCCGGAGGACCACAGACCCAUCAACAUGUUGCCGCUGUACGAGAAGGUCAUGGAGAUAAUCGUGAAGGAACAACUGUUAGCGUUCAUUGACCGUACUGGUGUGCUGCUGAAGGAACAAUCUGGUUUUCGGAAAAAUCACUCUUGUGAAUCGGCGCUGAACCUGUUGCUGUUGAAGUGGAAGCAGUGUAUUGAAGAAGGAAGAGUUGUUCUAUCAGUCUUCGUGGAUCUGAAGCGGGCCUUCGAAACCAUUGACCGGACGAAACUAAUAGGUGUUCUCAAGAAAAGUGGAAUACGGGGCACGGUACUAAAAUGGUUCAGCAGUUACCUGGAGAACCGGACGCAAGUGACAAGGUACAAUAGCGCGGUGUCAUCAGAAACAGCAGUCAAGCUCGGAGUACCGCAAGGAAGCGUGCUAGGCCCACUACUGUUCAUACUGUACAUAAACGACAUUAAACAGGCACUGAGGAGAGUACAGGUGAACCUGUUCGCCGAUGACACAGUUUUGUUUGUGAUUGGUGACAGCUUCGACGAGUGCUUUGACAUCAUGAACGAAGAGCUAGUAGGAUUCACGGAAUGGUUGAAAUGGAAGAAGCUGCAGUUGAACAUCGCGAAGACGAAGUGCAUGGUAGUGACGACACGGAAAACCAACGACUGCAGACGGUGUGUACAGAUGGAUGGAGGAGUUGUGGAGCGGGUUGAGACGAUGAAGUACCUCGGAGUCAUCAAUCUCCUCCGGAUGACGGUUACGCGACCUCCGGUCGCUUACACGGAUCACGGUUCCCGAUCCUGGAACUCGGUAGCGGUUGAUGUGCGCGGCUUCUGGUGGACCCGUCCGAACGUCCUGUGCUCCUCCCAAUAUAGUGACGGAUUGGGACUUCGGCCGGUGUUGACGGUUGGCCGGAACAUUGCCCGUAAUCGAGCACCAAGGGCGUGGACACAUCGAGGUUGUUGGGUUUCACAGGGACAUCACGGAAGCGUCCGAAACGUCCGGCUCCGAUGGCACUCCGUCGGCCAAGGAUGA
This is a messenger RNA of Culex quinquefasciatus (southern house mosquito), 2217 nucleotides long. RefSeq lists its product as uncharacterized. NCBI's taxonomy places the organism in Eukaryota, Metazoa, Arthropoda, Insecta, Diptera, Culicidae. Gene Ontology annotation, molecular function: catalytic activity. Bases 1 to 2217 code for a protein of 738 amino acids. The record is from RefSeq and is a predicted model, not a curated record. The transcript is spliced from 4 exons.